Messenger RNA from Phytophthora infestans T30-4, 720 nucleotides. RefSeq lists its product as uncharacterized. The record is from RefSeq and is a predicted model, not a curated record. The coding region runs from base 1 to 720 and encodes 239 amino acids. Lineage: Eukaryota; Oomycota; Peronosporomycetes; Peronosporales; Peronosporaceae. The transcript is spliced from 2 exons.
AUGCCCACGCAGGGCGAGCCUGGUGUUGCCAAUUUGGCAAUGCCAAAGGCUUCCCAUAACGUUACCAUCGAUGCCUCGGAAACCCAGACUGGUACUCCAGAUACCUUUCAAGCGGUAGUGAUCCGUAAGACGGAUAUCCCAGCGACUCCUCCACCACCACCUCAGCCGGAUCGAACGGCAAGCGGUGGCGCGCUUAAUACCGCAGCGACCGGCACGUCUUCAAAUACAAUUACUGUCUCGACCAUGACCGACGGUAAUACUUUAAUGGGGCAGGCAGCACCCUCUAGACCGAGCGGAAACUCGGUCAUGGCGUCAGGUGGAUCUAGUCAGGACAACGCACUCGACCCGCCAGCGUCUACUGGAUCUACAUCAAAGACAACAGCGACUCCGAGAGUCUCCGGCACUUCCGAGGGCACUUUUAGGGAUGUGAUCGGUAGCUCAAAAAUCAUAAAUACCGGCAGCAGCAAUGUGGAGAAUGGUGCCGGCUCCCACAACGAGAUUGUUUUAAACUCGAGUUCGAGUAGCUUGGACAAGGUGCAAAGUAUUAGCAACGGCGAAAGCAAUGACCUCAGUUCAUCCUCAGGCGGAGCAUCCACUGCAAUCGGAAGCGAGGGUAACGGUAAAUCAAGUGGAUCCGACGACAACGCAGGCACUCGUGUAGCUGGCUGUUUCGCUUCUGCCUUCGCCAUUCUCAUGAUCACUGUUUGUGCAACUACAUGA